This is a messenger RNA of Drosophila gunungcola (fruit fly), 472 nucleotides long. Its product is annotated as keratin-associated protein 9-1. The transcript is spliced from 2 exons. The record is from RefSeq and is a predicted model, not a curated record. NCBI's taxonomy places the organism in Eukaryota, Metazoa, Arthropoda, Insecta, Diptera, Drosophilidae. Bases 212 to 361 code for a protein of 49 amino acids.
AUCUAGUAGUCUCCAAAUUCUCAUAUGAGGAGUUGCCAAAUGUUGACAGGGAAUAUAAUCACUCCGCCUCUGAACACCGCUGUGAACACAUCAAAAACUAAAACAGAAAAAUAUCCAAUGACAAACACCUUUUGGAAGUAAAUUAUUUUUGUUUUGGUGAUAUUUUUUACCUACCUAUACCUAUCCAACUGCUGCAAUCAACGGCUCCAAGAUGUGCUGCAAUCCCGGAGGCUGCUGCAACCUGCCCACCUGCAUCCAGUGCACCAACUUCUGCUUCAAUUGCUGGACUGGCACUGCCGCCGUGCCAUGUUGCCGUCGUAGCUGCAUUCCGGGAUGCUGUGGCAGUCCUCGUUGCUGUUGAUUAACAUAAACAUCUGCCUUCCACACAAAUUUCAAAUAAAAAUCCCUUUGGUUCGGUCUUAUCAGUAAAUAAAAGAAAAAUUUUUAUGUAGCACUCAAAAGAAAAGAACUG